Messenger RNA from Aspergillus chevalieri, 1014 nucleotides. RefSeq names its product SET domain-containing protein. Bases 1 to 1014 code for a protein of 337 amino acids. Lineage: Eukaryota; Fungi; Ascomycota; Eurotiomycetes; Eurotiales; Aspergillaceae. The record is from RefSeq and is a predicted model, not a curated record. The transcript has 2 exons. Gene Ontology annotation, molecular function: protein binding.
AUGGCAAUCGGCCUGCAACCCAAGAGCACCACACCCACCGCAAAACAAAGCCAUGUGCACCCUCACAUCUCGCAAAGCUACGACCCGGACAAAGGACGACAACUCCACGCCACAGCGCCGGUAAAAGCAGGCGAUGUGCUCGUGGUAGACCCGCCGUACGCCGCGAUUCCAGUAGUUGAUGAUCCUGCGCACAGUGACGAAGUUCUUUGCAGUAAUGGGGAUUGUCGGCGCAAGAUCCCGCGUGUUGGACGGAUUGGUUGUUCGAAUCGAUGUGCGGUUGAAGUUGUUUGGUGUGAUGUUGGGUGUCGGGAUGCCGAUAGGAUUCGGCAUGGGUUGGAGUGUGAGUGGUUGAGGGGGUAUGCGCCAUCGCUUCGCGAGGACGAGGGAGAGUAUUACUUCGGAGUGCUUUGGUUGAUUGUCCGGGUAUUAGCGGCGCGAUAUGAGGAAAAGAAACAAGGGUCUUCUAUGUCGAUGUCAAAAGAAAAGUUUUCCAGCGGAUGGACGGCAAUGACGGAACUCUGCGACAAUCGAAAACUAUGGCCCGAAGCGGAUCUGCUGCAUUGGCAAUCGCUGGUCGAGAAAUACAUUUGCGCUGAUCCAUCGUUGCGAAAUAUCCUUCUGAGCCCUGACAGUAUUUUGACACUUAUCUGCCAACAAGAAUCGAAUUCCUUCGGCCUUUAUCCCAAAGCGACAGGGCUUGCUUCGAUGUCUGACCGAGGGGAACAAUACGGCGCAGCGAUAUACCCUCGCUCCUCGAUAGCAAAUCACUCAUGUUGUCCUAAUAUUACACAUAAACCCGACGAUCACGGGCGAAUGGUCUUCACUGCAUCGCGGGAUAUCGCGCCCGGAGAAGAAUGCUGUAUAUCGUACAUGGACCUGUUUGGUGACGUGGACAUCAGCACGCGACGGAAACACCUCCGGGAACAGUUUUCUUUCACAUGUCAAUGCGAACGAUGUCGUGCGGAGGAGAACCCUGAAGAGGGGUGGGAUGCUCUGCCUUUCCUGGAUGAUUAG